AUGUCAUUCCGCCUUCUACGAAACUCAAUCUCUCGAACUUCUGCGCUACGGCGUCCAAACUCGGGUAGAGAUGAACAUUUAUGUCAACUUUUGACACAAAACUUGCAUUUGCAUUCCUCUGCGAGGAUAUUCACCGCCCAAGUAAGCCCAACUCAGGCAGAUCGGGAAAUGAUACAACUAAUGAACCGAAACGCACCUCAGAAAGAGAUCUUCCAGCACAUUGCCGCCAAUGCAAGUCAUUCGCUAUCCUCUGAACUAAUAGAAGACUUCAUGGUUUCUCUCCUCAAGCAAAAUAACUUGAAUGCAGUUGCCAUAGUAGCACAUCUUGCAAUCGAUGCUAAAGAAGCAGGGCAAACUGCAUUUUCGAACCAGUUUUGGUCUCUCUUAGCUUCCAAUGCAAGUUCCAUGUGCAAUCAUUCAGCUUGUCUGUUGGUUUAUCACGAGGUAGUAGAACCAAUGGCUAAAUAUACUGAUGGAACAAAGUCGUCGUUCUACGAGAAUGAGCACGUUCCUUUUCUCCUCAUGCCUACUGCGUUAGAGAGUUUGGCCAUAGUUUUUGCCAAAAAUGGAAACCAUGCGGCAAUUGAGGGUCUUUGGCAAUACUUCAAGCGCUUCUACUCGUACAUGGGCAACAAGUCCACCUACAAGGCACUUCAAAUUCUUCUUAUAGAGGCCUAUGCAAAGAGAGGUGAUCUUGAUAAUGCCUUGGAAAGGUUUUGCGAUUUUGCCAUGAAAUUUAGAGGACAUGGACUGAUUGUCGAUUCCGAACAUCACGACAAAGCACUACAGAAGGCUGUCAAAACAAAUUCAGAUAGACGCAACCGAAUCAUUGCAAAAGAAUCAAAAAAAUAUGAAAGAUCUAAUUCCACCAGCGGUGAAGACAGCUCCAGAGGUUUUGACAUUGUCUACAACAAAUACACUCUAUUGGGUGAAAAGUAUAGUGCAAUAAUUGACGGUGAUUUGAAAGUGGCUGACCUUCCUGUGUUCUACGAGUUGUUGGAUUCCCAUCUCCGGAAUAUCACCACGAAAACGGGUGGGCCCUCGUUCAAAGAGAUUAACUUCUUGAUAAGAAAAUCACACCACUCUUUGGGGAAAUUCGUCAUACGAAGUCUCUGUGAUCAAGGAAAAAUUUUCGAAGCAUUCCAUGUUUUGAAAAGUAUGAUCAUCACCUAUGAUUAUAUUCUGAGGAACCCUGACUGUAACUACUCUCCAGAGUACCUCGCUAUCCUCAGAAGCAUUUGCAAUGACUGGAGGUCUUCCGACAAAUCAAUUUCCACCGAGGACAAAGCCUUCUUGCAAAGUGUGUUCAAUCUGUAUCUCAAAAUCUGUAACGACGUUUUAAUUUCGUCUUGUUACUCGACAUAUGUUCAAGCUCUUCUUUCUGUUGAUUGCGUUUCACAGCAGGAGAUCAUUUUUGAAGUGUCUAAGUUGAAUACCCAGAAAAGAGUCAUUCCCCUAUUGGAUGGAUUAGCGUAUGAGAAGGCCAUCAGUUUGGGAGUCCCUGAAGAACUCAUAGAGCGUGAAAGCUAG
Australozyma saopauloensis is the source of this 1530-nucleotide messenger RNA. RefSeq lists its product as uncharacterized. The record is from RefSeq and is a predicted model, not a curated record. NCBI's taxonomy places the organism in Eukaryota, Fungi, Ascomycota, Pichiomycetes, Serinales, Metschnikowiaceae. The transcript has a single exon. Bases 1 to 1530 code for a protein of 509 amino acids.